UUUUUUUUUUUUUUUUUUUUUUUUUUUUUAGUAAUUGCUUAGCAAACACCCAGAACACUCUAGUAAUAUGCCUAACAACGACAACCUCGUAACCAUGUCAAAGUAACCACUCAGAACAAUGCUGUAACAACCAGAGCAUCACAGCAAUAACCUAGCAACAAAGUUACAGCUGUCCAAAAACACCCUACCCUAACCUAGCAAUGCACCCAGAAUUCAAUAUCAGCUUUCUAAAAAACACAUAGAGCAGCAUAGCAACAACCUAACAACACACUUUCUAAACACAAUUCUAAACACCUUAGAAACUGCCUACCAAUGCCCUAGUACCCAUUCAGAAUACCAAAGCAACACAAAUCCUAGUAACCAUGGCAAAGCACCAUAGCGACCACCUAGAUAUUUACAGCCACUUAAAAAACUGUAGCAGCUGCCUAGCAACACCCUAGUGACCACCACCCAAAACAUUAUAGCAACCGCCAGAACAACCCAUCAAGGAUCUAACAACCACCUUAAAGUGUCUUAGCAACCACCACAGAGAGCAAAAGCAAAACCUAACAACAUACUUUGUCACAUUUGGGACAUUUUAGAAAUGUCAUAGCAACAUUCUUGUAAUGACCCAGAACAACUUAACAACUGUUUAGAAAUACCACCUAGUAACCACCCAGAUAACCUAGUAACAUCCCAACAACCACCUAAAGCACCAUAGCAACCAUCUAGUUCUACCACUAACCACCUAUCCUCUUUUUUCAGUAUCCACAGCUGUUCACUGGAAUUCAGUCACCAUGGAAGGGUUUACCCCUGUAUGGACCACCAGGUCUGACCUUUCUGUUUUCUGACCUCCCCCACCACCCCCACCACCGAUGCUGGCCAAAGCUGUAGCCACAGAGUGCAACACAACAUUCUUCAACAUCAUCUCCGCAUCCAGUAUUGUGAGGGAGGGGAGGGGAGUCUCUGAGAAGCUGGUUCGGUUCAGAAGAGACUGGAGGACAUCAUUUUCUCAGAUUUGUGUUAUUUUAUUGCUUUAUGAAAUGUGUGGUGGGGAAAGGUUGCGCUCAGCAAAACACUGAUUUUCCUCAUGUUAUGAUUCUCUGCAGGUUUUGUUUGAGCUGGCAAGUCAUCACGCCCCAUCCACCGUUUUCUUGGAUGAGCUGGAAUCAGUGAUGAGCCAGCGAGGGGUUGGCCAAGGGUGAGCAUGAGCCAGUAACUUUCACUGACAGUAAACAAUCAAUCUCCCAUCUGGCCCUGACAGACGAGCCAUGAUCAGUCAUUGGCUGCCUCCAGUUAGUAACACAGGUGGGGUGGAGCUGAACUAUGACUCGCUGGCACAGGAGACAGGAGGUUACUCUGGGUCAGAUAUGAGGUUAGUGUGGGCAUCAAAAAAAUUUGACGCCCUUGAAAAUCACAUUGAAGGUCAGUCCAAUAUGCUGGUUAUUGAACUAGAAACUGUGACCACAGCAGAUUUCCUGGAGGUGAUUGCUCACACCAAACCGUCAGCCAGAUGUCUGAUGGACAGAUACUCGGCCUGGGAGAAAGAGUACAGGUCUGUCUGACACAUGAUCUCAGCAUAACACAUGGACUGUUAUUACAGCAACCAACAAAUGUUUUUAUCGCACUACUACCUACUCUUUUUAUAAUU
This is a messenger RNA of Cyprinus carpio (common carp), 1630 nucleotides long. RefSeq names its product katanin p60 ATPase-containing subunit A-like 2. The record is from RefSeq and is a predicted model, not a curated record. Lineage: Eukaryota; Metazoa; Chordata; Actinopteri; Cypriniformes; Cyprinidae.